Messenger RNA from Cucurbitaria berberidis CBS 394.84, 815 nucleotides. RefSeq lists its product as uncharacterized. The transcript is spliced from 3 exons. Gene Ontology annotation, cellular component: mitochondrion; mitochondrial intermembrane space; respiratory chain complex IV. The coding region runs from base 115 to 483 and encodes 122 amino acids. The record is from RefSeq and is a predicted model, not a curated record. Lineage: Eukaryota; Fungi; Ascomycota; Dothideomycetes; Pleosporales; Cucurbitariaceae. Gene Ontology annotation, biological process: mitochondrial respiratory chain complex IV assembly.
GCUUCCAUCUUCGACGACUACACUGAGCUCGACAACGUCUAUAGCGCUCUCCCACUAAACACCGAGUCUUUGCUCCCACCCACCGCUCCUCCGCAACCUCAUAUCUCCACAAACAUGGGGUGGUUACCUUGGGGCUCGGGCUCUGCAGAAGAUGAUGGCGUCAAGAAGACCUCCGGCGGCGCGUUCGAAUCGCCUUCAAGGUCAAAUCGGAAGCAAUGCUACGCAGCACGCGAUGCCUUUUUCGAAUGUCUCGACAAGAACAACAUUUUGGACAGCAUAAACACAAAGAAUGGCAGGACAAAAGCUACAACAUUCUGCGGGCAGUUGGACCAGGACUUCGAAAAGAACUGCGCACACAGCUGGGUCGAGUACUUCAAAAAGCAGAGAGUAGUCAAUUACCAGAGAGAACAAACGAUCAAGAAAAUUGAAUCUCAGGGAGGAGAGAUUGUCGCACCUCAAUUACCUUUACCAGGUUCAAAGUAGGCUACUAGAGCCAAUUUAGUAACGCCACUCACGACAAUGUACAUUAUGUAUACUACGAGUCUGCUCAUAAAAAGGAUGCAGCUGUAAUGAUAGCGACAGUACAGGGUAGGAUCAUCAGUUCUGACCCCAGUAGCGACGACAAGCUCUUGAGAAAGCGUGACAGUCAAUCAGCGCACUCUUUCACGUAUCCGCAAUCAAGGUAGAUUGCACCCAGCAAGUGUGUAGCCGUGGGGAGCUUUUAAUUUCAAGGGCUACGAUUAUGUUGCAAAAUGUCGUCACUGGUCUCCGAAAUUUGAGAGCUAUCAACUUCUAAUCUGAGCCCGUCCUUUCUU